Molecule: messenger RNA, 1231 nt
Organism: Papaver somniferum (opium poppy)
Lineage: Eukaryota; Viridiplantae; Streptophyta; Magnoliopsida; Ranunculales; Papaveraceae
Product: serine/threonine-protein kinase Aurora-3-like
Exons: 7
Coding region: 162-1025 (287 amino acids)
Biological process (GO): protein phosphorylation; mitotic spindle organization; regulation of cytokinesis
Cellular component (GO): chromosome passenger complex; spindle midzone; spindle microtubule
Molecular function (GO): ATP binding; protein kinase activity
Source: RefSeq, a predicted model, not a curated record
AGUCCAGUUUUGAAGGGAAAAAAACCCUAACAUUUGGGGAAAAAGGUAUCCCAUAUACAGCAGAAUUGAAAGAGAAGAGAAGACUCAAUUCUCAAUCCCUAUUGGUUCUUAUACUUCCGCAGAUUUACUUACAAGUUUCUCUGAUCAGCAGUUCUCAAGCCAUGGAUGAAAAUCAGAAGAAAGAAGAAGAAAAUCCAAACCCAGAUUUAUAUGACUGGGGUUUGAAAGAUUUCGAUAUUGGAAAACCUCUUGGCAAAGGUAAAUUUGGGAGAGUUUAUAUGGCAAGAGAAAAAAAGCAUCAGUAUGUUUGCGCAUUGAAAGUAUUAUAUAGAUGUCAAGUAGAGAAAUACAAUCUACUUCCUCAACUCAAGAGAGAAAUGGAAAUUCAGAGUACAUUAGAUCAUCCGAACAUUCUUAGUCUCUAUGGUUGGUUUGGUGAUGAUGAAAGGAUUUUCCUGAUUCUUGAAUAUGCUGCUAAAGGUGAACUUUACGGUUUACUUAGUAAAACUGGUCAUCUGACUGAGAGACAAGCUGCUACUUACAUUGCAAGCCUUGCAAAAGCAUUGGCUUACUGCCAUGAGAAGAAUAUCAUUCAUAGAGAUAUUAAGCCGGAGAAUUUGUUGCUUGAUCAUGAGGGACGUCUGAAAGUUGCGGACUUUGGAUGGUCUGUACAGUCAAAUAAGAAAAGACAUACAAUGUGUGGGACACUAGAUUACUUAGCACCAGAAAUGGUUGAGAACAAAGGUCAUGACUAUUCAGUUGAUACCUGGACUAUGGGUAUUCUCUGUUACGAAUUCCUUUUUGGGGUUCCGCCAUUUGAAGCUGAGACGCAGAAUGAAACAUUUAGAAGGAUAAUGAAGCUUGAGUACAGCUUCCCUCCAACCCCUCAUGUGUCAGUGGAAGCUAAAAAUCUCGUGCGAUUGCUUUUGGUGAAGGAUCCCUCGAAGAGACUUCCACUGUCAAAGAUUUUAGUACAUCCCUGGAUAACUAAGAAUGCAGACCCAUCUGGUGCUUGCAGUGAGUAGAAGAUCUAUAGUAAAUUAUUAACAUAGUCACCAGUGGCUCAUAUAUAUUUUGUACACCAAAAUGAUGUAAUUGUAUUUGCUGAGAUAUAAGGUCUUCUUCUAAAGCUUUAGAAGUUGACACUGUCUUCUUGAAGGGUUCGUCGAAUGUAAGUUGUAUGACUUCUGCAACUGAAAUUAUCUUUGUCUAUUCACAGUAAGAUUUCCAA